Nymphalis io (European peacock) is the source of this 2603-nucleotide messenger RNA. RefSeq names its product ornithine decarboxylase 1-like. Bases 638 to 1999 code for a protein of 453 amino acids. The transcript has 11 exons. Gene Ontology annotation, cellular component: cytoplasm. The record is from RefSeq and is a predicted model, not a curated record. Gene Ontology annotation, molecular function: ornithine decarboxylase activity. Lineage: Eukaryota; Metazoa; Arthropoda; Insecta; Lepidoptera; Nymphalidae.
CUCGCUCAAACGAACCUCUCCCUCGUUCCUUUUGUGACAUUUUUGCGAAACGUCUACCGCGUUUCCUUGUGGAAAUUAUUCUAAAAAAUCACAUUAGGGCAUGGUCGGUAAAGUUUUCCAGUUGAAAACCCGUGACAUAAAAUCUCUCACCGUGGUUAAGUUUUUUCGUGCCAAGUGCAACUAAACUAUCAAGAUUCCGCCGAUAAUUCAAAGCCUACCCAGUGGGUGGCUUAAUUUGGGAGCACCGGACGAGUCCGGCGCAGGUGGCAGUGCCGUGCGGCACGCGCUCGCUCGACCGCCCCCCGCGCCCCGCCCGCGCCCCGCGCCGCGCUGCUGGCGCCGCGCCCUCAACGUCGACCCACCCUGGCUGCGACGAUCGCCAGCCCGCUGACACUAUACUCUGCCGACCACCAGCUGACACUUGUGGACUAGCGCUACCGGACUCCCACCACCGGGCUCCGAAGACACUUGACCCUCUCCGCACCGCACCCCCCCGCACUCGCAGCAUAGCCGACUGACUCGGCCUCGGCGCACGCCGAGGCUUCGGGCCCGUCGGAGGACAAGCAAAACUCCCACCUGAGUAACGUACGAGUUAUCGAGGUCAAGUCGAUUCGGGACAGUCAAGAUACCCGCAACGAUGAAGGUCAUUGAAGAGGAGCAGCCCGUGUGCGUGAUGGAGGGCCCCUGGAGCCCCCUGAGCGUGAUACGGGAUAUAGUGGACGAGGGGGCCCAGGAGGACCCGUUCUAUGUGAUGGAUCUGGGUGAGGUUGUGGCGCGAUACCACCAGUGGAAGGAGCUGAUGCCACGCGUUGAGCCGUUUUAUGCGGUGAAAUGCAACGACGACAAGCUGCUGCUGAGCACAUUGGCUGCGCUCGGAACCGGCUUCGACUGCGCCUCCAAAGCGGAGAUACAACUCGUCACCUCGCUGGGAGUUCGCCCCGAACGCAUAAUCUUCGCGAACCCCGCUAAGCCCGCGUCACACAUGCGCUGGGCAACCGCCGCCGGUGUCAACGCCAUCACCUUCGACUCGGAGACGGAGCUGGUCAAGACCAAGCACUAUAUGCCACAAGCACAGCUGAUAAUACGCAUCCGUUGUGACGCGUCGUCCGCCCAGUGCCCGCUGGGGAUCAAGUUUGGGUGCGAUCCGGUCACCGAAGCCCCGCGUCUGCUGAAGCUGGCUGCAGUGCUCGGCCUCAGCGUGGUGGGCGUGUCGUUCCACGUGGGCUCGGGCGCGGCGGAGUCGGCCGUGUACGCGCGCGCCGUGCGCCUCGCGCGCGACCUGUUCGACGCGGGCGGCGCCGCCGGACACCGCAUGCGCGUGCUGGACGUCGGCGGGGGCUUCCCCGGGAACAGCGGCACCUGCAUACGGGAGGUAUCGUCGGUGAUCAACACAGCUCUGGAGACCCACUUCCCGUCCCGCGACGUGCGCGUGAUCGCGGAGCCCGGCCGGUACUUCGCGGCGGCCGCAUACACGCUGGCUACCAUGAUACACGCCACUAGAGAGCUCCCGGCCAAAGAGGAAGAGGGCGGCGCGAACCACAUGAUGUACUUCAUCAACGACGGCGUGUACGGCUCCUUCAACUGCGUACUAUAUGAUCAUCAACAGGUCGUCGCCGAACCGCUGGAGCCGAGCUCCGAGCGCGCCCAGCCGUGCUCGCUGUGGGGCCCCACAUGCGACGCGCUGGACUGCGUGCUCCCCGCGUGCUCGCUGCCCCCGCAGCGCGCGGGCUCGUGGCUCGUGUUCCGCGACAUGGGCGCCUACACGCUGCCCGUCGCCUCCGCCUUCAACGGCUUCCCCACGCCCAAGGUGCGGGCCGUCGUGGACAAGCGAUUGUGGUCGACCCUCAAGGAGCUCUGGCCGCUAACGGAAGCUCACUUCUCGUUCGGGCGCGUCACGGCUCCGCAGACCCCGCCGCCGUCCCCCGAGCCUCGCACUCCGCCCCCCACCACCCUGAACCCCCUCGAACACACGGUGUUCGUCGAGUGCGCGCUCAAGUGACCGCUAGCGACUAGGGGCUGAGUUGUUAGACAAGUGGUACAGGAUUGCCAUGACGUAUAUAUAAGCUGGCAACAUCUUAGAAUUAUCGGACAUAAAUGUACAUCACUGUUACUGGGUUGUCGAAAAAAAAUAAAGUAUUUAAUAUGGCAACACCUUAGGACUGAGAGACAUGCAUACAUACAGAUGUGUAGGUGACAUUUUGUUAUCAAAAUGUAUUCGUUUAUUGGACUGUAAUAACUUAUGUACUUGAUUGUUGAUUAUGCGUGAUGGCAACUCUGUAUCAUCUGUAUCGUUGGUUAACAAAUUUCCAUUUUUUUUUUUGUGACUAACACCAACGUUUUGAAUAUAUUCAUAUAGUUGUAACAAUAUCUAACAUUUCUUUUUACUAAAAAUUUAAAUAAAUUAAAAAAAAAGUAUUAUUGCAACAAAAAAAGCUUCUCCCUACUUCUAAUGUAAUCUUUUUAAUUUUAUAAUUAGUAACAAAACUAAAACACUAAUAUUAUAUCAUACCUAUUGAUAAUUAAAUCUUAAUCUAAUACUUAGUAAUUUGUAUAACCGAAUGUCUAAUGACUAUGCCCAUUUCGCUGAAAAAAAAAAUUAAAAA